Talaromyces stipitatus ATCC 10500 is the source of this 1473-nucleotide messenger RNA. RefSeq lists its product as uncharacterized. The transcript has 2 exons. The coding region runs from base 1 to 1473 and encodes 490 amino acids. NCBI's taxonomy places the organism in Eukaryota, Fungi, Ascomycota, Eurotiomycetes, Eurotiales, Trichocomaceae. The record is from RefSeq and is a predicted model, not a curated record.
AUGUCAAUUGCUCUCCAGAACACGGCGACACCGGUGGUGUUUGAUGGCUAUACCACGGCAAGGCAAUGGAUUAACUCUUCCACUGGUGGCCACAUACGUUGGGGUGUUCUCGCCAUAAUCGCCAAUUAUGUCGGAUCAUAUGCAAUGAUAAGCAAAUCAGCAGACCCAUUCUUCCAGCAGUUCAACAUGGACCGUGAAUCAUUGUUGAACCAAGUGCUCGAUGUGUCAGAUGUAUGCAAGGGAUUUUGCUGUGAAUACGAGGCUUUGGAUGACACAUUCCUCUGUGCGCUGUUUGAGCAAUACAACAUCACCAUAUAUACCAAGGGAGAAGCGUGCUAUGCGACAUACCGUAUUGGCGCCGAACUGAACAGUGCCCUUAUUACGAUGGGUCUUCACCAGGAGAUCAAAGCUGAUGCUCAAGUACCUUUCUUCCUCGCCGAACUGCGGAAAAGACUCCGAGCAUUAAUCUACAAAUCGGAAAUUAGCAUAACCACGUUCCUAGGCCGGCCACCGCGACUUUCGCAUCGUUAUAUGAACUUGGAGCCGCCUCUAGAUCUGACAGACGCGCAGAACUUACUGUGGCAAUUGCUUGUGGAUGAGAAUGGCUACAAUCGAGAUGGAGAGAUCCGUCAUGUCUCUUGGGUAGGGUCUUCUAUCAGCUUCACGGCAAGGAGAGAGGAUAUCCUAGAGCUAUCGUUGGGUAACUAUACACAGGAAGAGGUGCGACAAAAGGCAAUUGACAUUCAACCGGAAACUGAAGAACACUGGGCGACUCUGCCACACUACAUGUCGAGCAUAAAAGAAAGUAUCUUCGGCCUUGAGUCAGAGGAAGUCUCUGAUCUACACUUUCGAAAUGUCUUCCGUCAAGGUCCGCAGGUCAACUCACUUCUACUACAUCGCGUACUCAUGCGCAAAGCAGGCGCCGAUCCAGCAGAAUUAAUACGUACAGCACAGACAAUCCUGGGUGAUGUGAUGCGAACUUACAAACGUGUCGAAAUGUCCGCUGCAGCAUCCUUCAUCUAUUUUCUGGCGGUACAUGGAAUGCGCAGUGCGGUAAUACUAGCGAUAGAACCCUUGAAACAGGAACAACUUCCGGAAUACCCAAACGAGCCGCUAUUACCUCGAAGCAGGACAAUUCAGGACUUAUCGAUAUUUGCUGCUAAGCUUGGAGAGUUGGAUACAGUGUUUGGAGAUAAAAAUCUUUGCAAGAAGGGUCAAAAAGUAAUAACUCGGAUUCUUGAUAAGAUCUUGAGUCCGAACACCUCAAGUCCACAGUCUCACGCUUUUCCGAUACAGACACAGCAGCUUGAUACAAUGGCAAGGACGACUGAUAUGCUUCAGAACGCGCAUAUACUAGAGAACCCUACUUUCUUGAACGACUUUAGUUAUGAUAUAUCCGCACAGAUGUCAGGUCCAGAUUAUGAAUUCAGACAGUGGCUAGAGAGUAUGGGAGAGCAGAACUGGGACCUGUAG